CGUCGAGAGAAGGAUUCUAGGGUUGUCUAUCAUCCACUGCAACAUAAGCGAUGGCGGCGAGAAAUGCUCUUCUUCGAUACCUCCGAGUCAACGUCAAUCCAUCACUUGUAAACCCUACAACAAUCUGCGCUCGAGAAUCAGCACUCCCUUUCACCGUACUUCUUCGGCGUUUCUCAGAGGAAGUGAGAGGAUCGUUUCUCGACAAAUCUGACGUCACAGAUCGCGUAAUCACUGUCGUCAAGAACUUCCAAAGAGUCGAUCCCUCAAAGGUAACACCAAAAGCCCAUUUCCUUAACGAUCUCGGGUUAGACAGUUUGGACAGUGUGGAAAUUGUGAUGGCAUUGGAGGAAGAAUUUAAAUUUGAGAUCCCUGAUAAUGAAGCUGACAAGAUCCUGUCCGUCAAUCAAGCGGUUGAUUUUAUCGCCUCUCAUCCUCAGGCUACUUAAAAGGGAAACGAAUUCUUCAGUGUAAUGCAUCAUGCAUUCUGUGUCCACAGAUUUGGUUUAGCCCAAUAAGAAGACCAGAAACAAACAUAUUUUUUUGGAUCUACUUUUGUUUCAUAAGUAUUAGAUGUGUUCUUUGCAUGAGUUUACGAGGUCUUUCUUGAAACUUUGUUGUUCUUGACUAUCGUUUGAUUAAUAAAUGCAUCAGACACUCGUUGCAUUUGAGGAU
This is a messenger RNA of Brassica oleracea var. oleracea, 672 nucleotides long. Its product is annotated as acyl carrier protein 2, mitochondrial-like. The transcript is spliced from 2 exons. Gene Ontology annotation, cellular component: mitochondrion. The coding region runs from base 51 to 446 and encodes 131 amino acids. NCBI's taxonomy places the organism in Eukaryota, Viridiplantae, Streptophyta, Magnoliopsida, Brassicales, Brassicaceae. The record is from RefSeq and is a predicted model, not a curated record. Gene Ontology annotation, biological process: fatty acid biosynthetic process. Gene Ontology annotation, molecular function: acyl carrier activity; acyl binding.